GAGUAUUUUCAUACUUUGAAUUUAUUUUUCAGAAACGUUGCUUAACUUAUUUAUUAUCAUUAUGUUCCGUCUUGCACGAACUGCUAACCUUACCUGGAGGGUUUCAGCUCCUCGUAUGUCACGAGCUAUGAGUGAUGAGGGGGCAAUAAGACAAGAAGGUGGAAAACUUGCCAAAAAAGCUGCAGCAGAUGAAAACCAAUAUGUUCGGCAAUUAGAAGCUGAGCAAUUGAAGGCAUUGCGCAAACAUCAUCUUGAAGAGAUUGAGGAGCACAAGCAAGUGAUUGAAAGACUACAAAGUCGCAUCAAACAGCAUGAAGAAAAGCUUCAACAAAUUAAACCACCUGUUACGAAAUAAAAAAUGACCAAAAUUGUUUUCUGGGCGCUUCAUGAUGCAAAAUAAACUCUUUUGAGGAAAAAGUUCACCUAAUUAAAAUGUUCAAAUAAUUUUAUAAUAAAGUCUACAACUACUGUGUUACAAAAAUGUAUUUACAUACAGAUACAUAUUCCGUAUUCCGAACUGUUUUGUUUUGUUCUAACAAAUGUUUGAUGAAAGUUUGAAAUAAAAUGUUGAUAGUUUCAACUUUC
This is a messenger RNA of Ciona intestinalis (vase tunicate), 585 nucleotides long. NCBI's taxonomy places the organism in Eukaryota, Metazoa, Chordata, Ascidiacea, Phlebobranchia, Cionidae. The record is from RefSeq and is a predicted model, not a curated record.